Equus caballus (horse) is the source of this 5921-nucleotide messenger RNA. The record is from RefSeq and is a predicted model, not a curated record. NCBI's taxonomy places the organism in Eukaryota, Metazoa, Chordata, Mammalia, Perissodactyla, Equidae.
UGAGAUUGGAGAGGAAGUGGGAAGGCUCCAAUCUGUUCCUCACACCAGCGCCCUCAUGCCCCCACCCUUCUCCUCAGCUCGGGGCUUCGGCGCGCCUCAUCCUCGCCCCUCGCCCCGGGAGAGGGGCGGGCGGCGCGGCAGGGCUCGCGGAGAACGGCCGGCGGGAGCUGACGGCUUCCGCCCGGCACCAGGCGCCCGAAGCCACCCGCCCACCGGCGAGCCAGGCCCGAGGGCAGCCCCGGAGACCGCGGCGGCCGGAUGCGCGGCUGGUUCGAUGCCCAGAACUGAAUGCUGUGCUCCAGCUGUGGCCUCACCGGUGCUGAAUAGAGAGGAAGAGCCACCUUCAUAGCUUACAUGUGAUUCCUCUGCUUAUACAACCCAAUACUGGAUUUACUUACUUUGGCAAGAUAGCUGCAUUGUGCACUGUAUUUAAUGUUACGUGUACUGUAAUCCUGGGUCUUUCUCUGCAUUGCUGCCGUUAAACCCCCAAUCCUGCCAAUCUAAAACUCCUGCCUUUGUUUACCUGCCCUCCUCCCCCGUAGAACCCCCUUACAUUCAUCCACAAUGAAUGUCAUCUUUAUUCUCUCAUUUCCUUUCACUCUAAUCUUAAACUUUGGCAAAACUUUCCCUGUGUCUAUAAAUUGUCAGUUGUCAGCCAUCUUAUUUUUCUCCCUGCUUUGGUAAUGGGAUGUCUUUCAAGUCUUUUCUCUGGUUCUCUGCCUUUUAAACACUUAGUCGUUAAACACUUGGCACGGUGGAUUUAGUAAGCAUUCACUUGGCAUUUCUUCCAAAUCAAAUACCUAUGAACUCCUCCAAUUUGACCACCCGGUCAAGUUGUUUCCUAUACUUUAGUUCUUCUAUCCAGAUUAUCUGGACUCUCCUGACUUCUGUCCCUAUGACUUCAUUCAAGAUAUAGUACUAUGUCAUAGUUCUUCCCCAGGGAGGAGACAGUAAUAUUCAUUUGCCAUGGGAAUGUCUAACAAUAAGGAAAGUAUUGUUCUUCUUAAUUGUGAAUAGAAUAGUCUUUAAUAAUAUUAAACAAAUUCUUUCCUCCCAAUAUCUUAAUUUUUAAAAAAAUGCUAGAACUUAUGUUAUAUAAAUUUCUAAGAUGAGUGAGGUAAAGGAAGAAGGAAGGGAAGCAACGUUUUUGUGUUGAAUAGGAAAUGGUUCUCCAAGAAAGCUAAAUAGAGGUUCUUGUUGGGUUUGAACAAGAACCUGUCUGAAACGGGAGAUGAGACUUCGUUUUCCCUAGAUUCUGGAGCAUUAUUAUCUUAAUCUCAGAUUGAGAGUAGGCUUUAAAGUUGCUUUAUUUAGGACUGUUAACACAGUCAUACAAUCAUUUAAUUGUUUGCUUUGGUUAAUCAUUUGGAGUGUGGAAAGUGUAACCUUUUCUGAUUUAUUAUGAGUGAUAAGAAUUGGAAGGUCUCCCUUGUCCUUUUUAUCCAUUUCUAAAGUCCCUCUAGUUUAACUAAAUCCCAGUGUUUCUUAUAGUAGCAGUCAAGCUGAUGUUUGAGUUCUUCCCUUUUUUUUAGUUGAUGUGUCCUAUUUAAACAGCCUUCGCUUAGGUCUUUACUGAACCAAGAAGUUACCUUUUAUGUAUAUUUAUGUCUUGAGAGAGUUAAAAUCAAUUUGGAAAUCUUUUUAAUAUUAUUUCAAUACAUCAGAUUCCUAUCAUAUGGAUUUAGGAGUUAGCAAACAUUUUUCCUCAGACCCCUAAUAGAUAUUUUACAUAUCAACAUAUUACACGAUUAAAGUGUAUUACAAAGUCAGAGGUGGCAAGAUCUGUUAGGCUUUCUCGAUGAAAUAUAAAAUAUAUCAUCUGACUAUUCUUUCAUAUCUAAAACCAUUAGAUAUUGCUAGUUUCCGUAUUCACAAUUACAUAAGCCAAGUGAAAUUUUAAGCUCAAUUUGGUGCUUUCAAAGAAAGUAAAUCUUUUCUGUGGUUUCCCACCAUGUAUAUUGUCAAAGGUUGGUGGCUUUGCUUAUGCCUAUGUCACAUCCUGAUAAGUGUGGCACCUUUCUUCAAAGGAACAAUAGUUUUAUUCCUUGACUUUUGAAAUAACCUUCGGUGACAGAACCGACUAGGCUCUUCUGUGCUGAAUACUUUUCUCUAGGCAGCCAGUACAUAGUAAGCAGUGGCAUGGUUUCCAUCUCCAUUUAUGGCCUUGGAAGGGUGAAAGGGACAUGGCUGGGACUCUCCAUUUAUGGUCCUUAGAGGAGUUGAAAAGAGUGGUUGGGGUGUUCUUGGAGGCAGAAACUAGAUAUUGUGAGAUAAAAAUAAGUUGGUAGGAGAUGUUUGCAAUUCAAAUUCCUAUCCCUGCGAGGAGGGCAGAGGGCACUGGGAAGGGGGAGUAUUUAUGCAGAAAGUCAAAUGAGAUCUGCUGCAGGCAUUUGUCGCCUUCCAUUGGAAGGGUUGUCCAUGACACAUUUCCCAAGUUCAUUUCUGAUUUGUUCUAGAAAGUUCUGUGUUAUAUAGUUGUGACUGUCCUUUACAAAGAGAAAGACGGAACACGUUUAAAGAGUGUAUUAUCAGUUCUUUAAGGCAUCAUUUGAGGCAGCAGAAGAGUUCUCAAGAAAGGGAGAAUGAGGCAGGUGCUUCUGCAGGGGGUAGGCUGGCUGGUUUUAAGACGGUUUAUGACUCUAAUCAUUAUUUAUGUCUGAGGAAUAUCAUCUUAUGUGUUACGCUUUUAUUAUUCCUUUUUGCCCAUCUGGAUUUCUGGCCUCAAGGGACAGAUCUGCAGAGUAUUUGACAGAGUGCCUUGUAGUUUGUCAACUGUGAUUUAAAGAUACUGAACUUUCAUGGAGGCUUUAUAAAGAUUAUUAAGAGUUGUUUUAGUUUGGUGAGAAAAGGUGAUAUAUUGGCUUCUGGAGAGUAAUUUCACAUUUAGGAGAAAUUUGUAAUCUGGCUAAUGUGUAUAAAUUAAGUAUGAGGUGAACUGGUUUUGCACAGUUGAGUUUUGGAACUACCAGGGAGAAAGGGUCUUGUCUCAAAAAAAUUCUCAGAGUGAAGCCCAGUAAAGUAGAAGGGAGUCAGAGGAGAGAGACUGAAUGUAACUAAACUGAAUUUGGAAGCUGGGACUAAGUCCUUGAUUUGUGUUUGGAAUAUCAUAUAAGAUAUGCCAAUAAACUAAGGAAACUGGGCUAAUAAUCAGAAAUAUGCAUUAGCUGACCAUGAAGAGAAUUGAAGUGUUGUGCAAGAUAAUAAAAUUAUCUAGGUUUUAUCUGCAGACUUGCAUAAUGAUAUUUAUUUGCUGUGCCAUGAAGCAGAAAAAGAAGUGAAAUACCACCCUUCCACCUCACUUUCCCUCAAAAAAAGAAAUCAUUGGCCUCAUUUAUUGAGUUGUUUAGCUGGAAGUUUGAGUUGGCAGAAUAGCCUAGUAUUAGUGGCUAAUUUUUAGACAUAGGUAUUAGUGUAUUGUUUCUUGAUAAUUGACGUUUGAGGAUGGGAAUUGGUAGCAUUAUUGAUUUGACCUCUUUUAAAUUUUAGCAACUUCCCCAAAGACAGAGUGAGUUAGUACAGAAUAUGAACUAUGGAAGUAAUAUGUUUUACUAGCUAAUUCGUUUAGGUAAUUUUUUUUUACCCUGUAUUCCUUCUUAAUCAAUAGUGAGGAAGGUUAUAUUCUUUGCUUUGGGAAAUUCUUCUUUCUGUCCUCUCUCCCCCUCACUUUUUCCAAAUUCUGGGCACAAUAGCAGCUCUUUCUCUUCUGUGGUAGGUGUGCAUCCUAUUGGCUGGCUGGUAUUUCUUGUUUUCUUUUUUUUUCUUAUUCUUUUUAAAAGGGGGUGGGGGUAUAAAAAUAUGUGUAUGGGGUACAUGCAAUAAUGUUGUAAUGUUUCUUGUUGUUUAAUGGAUAAUUAAUUGCCAAAUAAUUGUUUGAAUUAUAACAUGUUUGAGUAAAUGCUAAAUUAGUAUUUUUUUCCUAAUAUAAUAAUGAAUUUGAAAUCUAGCAUUCCUGUAACAAUGUGUCUAUGUUUGUCUGUCUGUGUCUGUCUAAUAGUAAUUAAUGUCUGUGGUCCGUACCUGGAAGAGGAAGUACAGCUUUAAAGGAAUAACAAAAGACUUUGUGUCUUAGACCCUUCGCAGGUGUUACAGUCGGGUGAAAGAACAUGGUGUUGGGAAAAGAAAGAGCAGUUACACAUUUGAACAGUUGGAACAGGUGUUUGGUCAGGGAGGAUGGGAUGCUCAGCCCUGCCAGCCUGUACUUAUUAACAGUAGUGGCUUGUACCAGGAGCUGGAGUCAGAUGGCAGCACUAUGGAGGAGUAUUCACAGGAGGACUGGGGAAACCACAGUCAGGAGCUCCAUGGCUAUCCCACAGAUCAGGAAUUGGAUGAUAUACCUGUCACAAAGAGAACAUUAAAAAUAAAACAAGAGUCUUCUGAAGAAGCACAGAAGAGAGACAUCAUGCAGAAUAUUGUACAGAUUUUGGAAUCAGUACAGUUGAAAUGGGAACUAUUUCAGAGCUGGACAGACUUUUCAAGGCUUCAUCUUUCUAAUAAACUGGCCAUUUUUGGAAUUGGUUAUAACACCCGUUGGAAAGAGGAUAUCCGUUACCAUUAUGCUGAGAUCAGCUCCCAGGUACCCCUUGGCAAGCGACUCCGGGAGUACUUCAACUCCGAGAAGCCUGAGGGACGUAUCAUUAUGACCCGAGUGCAGAAAAUGAACUGGAAAAAUGUCUACUACAAAUUUUUAGAGAUCACUAUUAGUGAAGCUAGGUGCCUGGAGCUGCACAUGGAAAUUGACUGGAUACCCAUUGCCCACUCCAAACCAACGGGUGGCAACGUUGUUCAAUAUUUAUUGCCAGGAGGCAUUCCCAAAAGCCCAGGCCUUUAUGCCAUUGGCUAUGAAGAAUGUAUCGAGAGGCCCCCCUCACCCCACAUGGAGCGACGUUCCCUGGACGCCGGAAAGGAGGGCCGGAUUGACUUGGAAACCCUCUCAGCACAAGCCUCAUUACAGGUGGAAAUAGAACCCACCCGAAUUAUCUAUUGCUACCUCGGGAUUGCUGAGGUCAGGACUCUGCAGCAAUGCUUAUUUUUACAUUUCCAAGCAAAUACUAAAACCUUCAGCAAAGAUUGGGUUGGUAUUAAUGGGUUUUUGUCUCAGAACUGUAUUGUGGAUCCUGGAGUUUCCCCCAAAUCCAUCUAUAUCAAAUUUGUAGAAGUAGAGAGGGAUUUUCUUUCCGCUGGCUCUUUGGUUGAAUGCCUGGAAAAAGCCAUUGGAUACCCCUUAAAAUUUAACAACUGAAUGUCAUCCUUCAUAAGGAUUUGGGCUCUUACCUCCCUCUUCUCUACUCACUUCUCAUUACCCAGACUGUCCUUCAUCCAGAUGCUGCCAUCAGACUCUUCAUGGAAAUUCUUUCCACGAUUGGGCCAGUACACCUUCUAAGGAAUCAUAGUAGACUCUGGGCAGAAAAAACAGACCUCACCUGAAAAUGCUCAUUUUGAGCAAGCAAGAUAUACAGCGAACUUGCAUGGUGGGUCAGCUGUUUCUUUUUUAAAAACAAAAACCAAUUUUUAAAUGGAUUUUAGAGCCCUAAUAUAAACAAAUGUAGGUACAUUCCAUAUUGGACAAAACUUAUACUUUGAGUUUCAUAUGAAAUUGAAAAAUUGUAUUUUUUUCACAAUGUUUCAUUUUUACACAUCUCUAUGUCUCUAUAUAAGUAUUAUUUACAACCCUGAAUAAAUAAGCAAUAGAUAAUGGCAAGUUAAAUCUUGAGUCACAGUAAAGAAGACUGUUUUUCAAUAUCACACUUAGCUACUAUUGUAUAUAAUUUAGUUUCAUUUUUUUCACCAACCAAGUGUUUUGCUAUUCCCAAUCAGUGUUGCCUGCAAAGACCUUUGUUUCUGUGAUGUACCAACUUUAUGGUUGUGUUGCCAUUUAAACUUUUUUAAAAAAAAACAAAUUAAAGGAAUUCCUGGCCUCUUGG